AUGUUGAGAAGAAUCAAAGGCGUGACGUUGAGAGAAAGGGAAAGAAGUACUGACAUCAGGAGAGAAUUGGAAGUGAGUGACAUUAACGAGAAGGUCAAGGAGAUAAGAAUGAGAGAAGAAGGACAUCCAGCAAAUGUGGCUAUGGAAAGUAUAGUACCAGGAAGAAGGCCGAGAGGAAGAGCAAAGAAGAGGUGCAGAGAUAAGGUGGAGGAGGAUAUGGGCCACUUCGGCAUGCGUCCGGAAAAGGCCCUGAAAAGAGAGACUUGGAGAAGGAAGACCCGGGCGGCUGACCCUGCACGGAGGGACCAACAGCCACCACCAGCCUGGCCGGGCUACAAGCGACGCUUCCACAAAGCCGGCAAUGUUCUGCAGACCUCCCUGGUCUUCACAAGUGGACCCAGUUGCUCCUACUCUCGCCGCCCUCACGCCCAAAAUAAUGAACGACAUGUGACUAGGAUCAGGCCUGAAGAAAUGCCUCUUGAUGAUGAUGCAGGUGAGGAUGAUGAGGAUGAGACGGUCUCGGGGGACACUCCACCACCCACCAAGAAGGUGAAGAAGGCCAAGGACCAGCCAUCAAGGGUAUGGAAGAAAGAAGACAUUGGACACACUCCUUUACCCGAGUAUAACCAUCCGGUGCCUGAUUUCCUCCUGAAGCCCUAUGAGUUUUUCCUCCAGAUGCUGACCAUGGAGAUACUUGAAGACAUUGUGUACCAGACGAACCUGUAUGCACGGCAGAAGGAUGUCAGUACCGCUUUCUCCCUUGAUAUCCAGGACCUGAUGGUGUUUUUGGGCAUUAUCCUCUACAUGGGGGUAGUCCACAUUCCUUCCCUGGAUGACUAUUGGGCAGUCAACACCCGCAUCCCACAGGUGACCGACUACAUGUCCGCAAAGCGAUUUAAACAACUCAGAUCCACCAUUCACUUCAACAACAACGAUUAUGCCAAGGCUUCCACAGACCGCUUCUACAAGAUACGGCCUCUCUUCACAGGAAUAACAAAACAAUUUCUGCGGGUCAAGGAAACUCCCCAUCAGUCGGUUGAUGAAGUGAUGGUGGCAUACAAGGGCACAAUGGCAGGGAAUCUUCGCCAGUACAUCGCAAACAAACCGGACAAGUUCGGCUACAAGUUAUUCUGCCAUGCGAGUAUCGAUGGUUUCAUCCACGAUGUCCAAAUGUAUCAGGGACAAACGACCUUCAGCAGCCACCCUGUAGACCUGAAUGAGGAGGAGGAAGAACAGCUACUGAGCAACAGGAUUGUGAUUGUCCUUGCCAAGACCAUCAAAGACCCCGCUAACUCCGCCAUCUAUGCGGACAACUACUUCACGAGCAUCCAACUGGUUGAGUUCCUGAAAGACAAGCUCCAAUGCCGCUAUGUGGGGACUGCCAGACCCAACCGCAUUGGAAAUCCACCACUGAUGUCUAGGAAGGAAAUGGAGAAGACCACCACUCCUAGGGGGAAGCACGAUUACGUCUCCUGCAACGGGGUCCUUGCUAUGUGUUGGAAGGACAACAAACCAGUCACUAUCCUCUCUUUUGACGCCGGGGUUCUUCCACUCUCCAAGGCCAAAAGGUGGGACAAGGAAUCCAAGAAAAAGGUCGACAUCCCAUGCCCAGCGGUCAUCAAGGAGAAUAAUGGUAAAAUGGGGGGCAUUGAUAAGUCCGACAUGCUCACCCAUCUCUACAAAUCUCCGAUGAAGGCUAGGCCGUAUUAUCUCAGGCUGUUCGGGUACAUCUUGGAUCUCUGCACCACUAAUGCCUGGAUCCUGUACAAGAGGGAUUCCAAAGCCCUGUCAGAGAAGCCCAUGCCCCUCAAAAACUUCCGCCUGGAGAUCAGUGUCUUUGCCCGUGGCUACAAAACCAGACCUGCCAGGUGCCUCCGCGAUACCCCUGAGAGUUUUGUCCGGCCAAAGAAGGGACAAAAAUCCCACCGCCCAGCAGACAACCUUCGCUAUGACUACUCCAAAUUCCACUGCCCAGUGUUUGUCAAGCAACGGAUGACUUGCAAAUACUGCUCAACUCACAAGGAGAUGCACCGGUCUAGGUGGGUGUGCAAAGUGUGUCAGGUUGCCCUUUGCCAUAGCGAAACUCGGAACUGUUUCGAGGAGUUCCACAUACCCCCGGCUUCCAACUCGCCCUCCACAUCCACCUCAUCUAAUAAUGAAUGA
This is a messenger RNA of Penaeus chinensis, 2163 nucleotides long. Its product is annotated as piggyBac transposable element-derived protein 3-like. The coding region runs from base 1 to 2163 and encodes 720 amino acids. NCBI's taxonomy places the organism in Eukaryota, Metazoa, Arthropoda, Malacostraca, Decapoda, Penaeidae. The record is from RefSeq and is a predicted model, not a curated record. The transcript has 3 exons.